UUCACAUUUCCCUACUUGAGUGUUUUCUUCUUCUCUAUUUAAGGCUAGCUUUCACCUAGCCAUAUUCUACAAGCCUUAUUCCAGGAAAAACCAACACUAGGGUUUCUUGAGGCUACUCUUGCUGUUGAUGAUAAUGGAUAGCCAAAACAAGAACAGUGUUGAUGCCAUGGAUGGGAUUGAGAGCAGAGGGAUGAAAGAAAGAGGAGGAAGGACUAAUAGUUUCUUGGUUUUAAGAGUUUUGGCUUUUGUGCUGACCUCGACUGCUGCUAUUGUUCAUGGUGUGAAUAACCAGACUGAGACUGUCCCAAUUCAGCUUACAUCAAGCAUGCCACCUUUAUACGUUCCUGUUGUUGCUAAGUGGCAUUAUCUCUCUGCUUUUGUGUUCUUUGUGGUGUCGAAUGCCAUAGCAUGUUCAUAUGCAGCAAUUUCCGUAAUGCUAUCUUUUUGUGGGAAGAAAAGCAUGGUGCCAAUUAUCUUAACUCUUGACCUAUUGAUGGUGGCGUUGCUGUUUAGUAGCAAUGGAGCAGCCACAGCUAUUGGGGUGAUGGGUUACAAAGGGAAUUCACAUGUGAAAUGGAACAAAGUGUGCAAUGUGUUUGGGAAAUUCUGCAAUCAAGUUGCAGCUUCUGUUGUCCUCUCUCUUAUCGGUUCUAUAGUUUUUGUGUUGCUGGUUAUGCUUACUGCUUUCAGGCUUCAUAACAAGUCCAAAUAGAUGACUCUCUUGUAAUUUAUGCUCUUUGGAAUCUCUAGCUAGUUAUUUCUUUCUUUCUUUCUUCUCUGAAAGUUUUUUAAGUUAUAAAUGUGUCAAUUUUUAAGUUUUCAUCUGGUUAAUAAAUAAAUCGAAAAUUUAGCAA
Ricinus communis (castor bean) is the source of this 854-nucleotide messenger RNA. RefSeq names its product CASP-like protein 1E1. The coding region runs from base 128 to 712 and encodes 194 amino acids. The record is from RefSeq and is a predicted model, not a curated record. The transcript is spliced from 2 exons. NCBI's taxonomy places the organism in Eukaryota, Viridiplantae, Streptophyta, Magnoliopsida, Malpighiales, Euphorbiaceae.